CCGGGGCGGCUGGGGGCUGCUUCACUCCUUCUCGGCGCCGCUCGCCCGCCGUGGCGCGGUCCGCCCGACGUGCCGCACUAUGGGCAGCCAGGGCUCCAAGGCGGGGGGCAGCGCCCCACCGGUCGGUCACGCCGCCUCCACCGACCCGGCCAAGGCAAACGGGCAGGAAAACGGCCAUUUGAGGGUGAACGGGGACACGACGGCCCGGGCGGGCGGUGAAGCUGCGGUCCCGAACGGGAACGGCUCCUCCGAGCCCCUCGAGUGCAGCGGGGACGCCAUCGAGCCUGUUCCCCCAGCCGAGGCGGGGGAUGCUCAGCCCGAGGGGGCCGCGGCCGCCCCCCGGGACACCCCCAAGAAGAAGAAGAAGUUCUCGUUCAAGAAAUCCUUCAAGCUGAGCGGGAUCUCCUUCAGGAGGAACAAGAAGGAAGCCGGGGACUCCGCGGGCUCCACGCCCUCGGAGGAGCAAGGCCCGGCCGGGGAGAGUCCCGGCAGCGCGGCCGACGGGACGGAGCCCGCGGCUGCCUCCGGCGAAGCGGCGGCGCGGGGCGGACCCGCGGCGGGCACCGAGCCCGGCGGAAGCGGGGAGGAGAAGCAGCAGCAGCCGGGGGAGCUCCCCGGGGCCACAGCCGAGCCAGGGGAACCCUCAAAACCUGCGGGGCCUGAGCCUACAGCAACCGCGGCGGAGCAGGAGGAGGAGUAGAUGCCGCUUGGAAUGUCCCAACCCCGGGAGUGUCACGGACUCGCUGCCUUCCCCCCACACCUCCGUCCCACCCAAACUGACGCGGCUUUCCAAAACCAACCCCCUCCCAGAGUGAUUCUUUCCCAUCUCCAUUAGAGAGCUGGCCGCCACUGCAACUUGGAGUAGUUCUACCUGAAUCCUUCACGCUGGUGGAGGGAGAUUAUCCUGGACGUAACUGGAACUUACAGUUUGUGAUCGCUGCCGGCUCCUGGCUGUCCUCGAAGCCUAAACUGUUCAAUGGAUCGUUUUCUUCUCUCUUUCAGUUUACAUUCCUGGUUCUGACUUUAAAUGAAAAUAUUUUGUGCUUUUUUCCCCCUAGAAAUCAAUGGGUUAAGAGCUAACCUUGUUAGGUUUCUAUAAUGGCUUACUCUUGGCUUAAAACCAUAAAGCUUGUAAGUCCCCUGUGUUUAAUUCUACUCUAGUGGUGUGGGGUGGACAGGCAGGGACCUGCAGCUGUAAACUGUGAAGCACGUUGGGGUUCUCUGUAAAUAAUUACUUUUUUUUUAAUGGCCAAAACACUUGAUUUGCAAUUUUCUAAAAAGAAAGGGAAAAAAAAAAAAAAGCUGUAUGGGCUUUCUUGUAACAUUUGAAAGGAAUAAAUGGUGACCCCUUCAUGGG
Messenger RNA from Neopsephotus bourkii (Bourke's parrot), 1357 nucleotides. RefSeq names its product MARCKS like 1 (gene MARCKSL1). NCBI's taxonomy places the organism in Eukaryota, Metazoa, Chordata, Aves, Psittaciformes, Psittacidae. Gene Ontology annotation, molecular function: calmodulin binding; actin filament binding. Gene Ontology annotation, biological process: actin filament organization; central nervous system development. The record is from RefSeq and is a predicted model, not a curated record. Gene Ontology annotation, cellular component: plasma membrane; cytoplasm. The coding region runs from base 80 to 700 and encodes 206 amino acids. The transcript is spliced from 2 exons.